This is a messenger RNA of Budorcas taxicolor (takin), 1857 nucleotides long. Its product is annotated as liver carboxylesterase-like. Gene Ontology annotation, cellular component: endoplasmic reticulum; lipid droplet. The record is from RefSeq and is a predicted model, not a curated record. The coding region runs from base 32 to 1729 and encodes 565 amino acids. Gene Ontology annotation, biological process: lipid catabolic process. The transcript has 14 exons. Lineage: Eukaryota; Metazoa; Chordata; Mammalia; Artiodactyla; Bovidae. Gene Ontology annotation, molecular function: carboxylic ester hydrolase activity.
CCGAGGACGCAGAGCUUGCUGUCCUGCCACGAUGACGCUCGUCGCUCUGGUCCUAACCUCCCUCGCCAUUUCCACGGCUUGGGGGCUGCCACCCUCACCACCUAUAGUGGAGACCGCUCAGGGCAGAGUCCUGGGAAAAUAUGUCAGCUUAAAAGGAUUUGCACAGCCUGUGGGCGUUUUCCUGGGAAUUCCUUUUGCCAAGCCUCCUCUUGGAUCCUUGAGGUUUGCUCCGCCGCAGCCUGCAGAACCAUGGAGCUUCGUGAAGAAUACCACCUCUCACCCUCCCAUGUGCUCCCAAAAAGCAAUGUUUGAGGAAAUGGCCUCAGACCUCCUUAGCAACGGAAUGGAGAGCGUUAAGCCUAAAUUUUCUGAAGACUGUCUUUACCUAAACAUAUACACCCCUGCUGACUUGACGAAGAGAAGCAGGCUGCCGGUGAUGGUGUGGAUCCACGGAGGAGCUCUGCUGAUGGGAGGAGCGUCAAUCUAUGACGGGCUGGCCCUCUCUGCCCAUGAAAAUGUGGUGGUGGUGACCAUUCAGUACCGCCUGGGCAUCUGGGGCUUCUUCAGCACAGGGGACGAGCACAGCCGGGGGAACUGGGGCCACUUGGACCAGGUGGCCGCGCUGCACUGGGUCCAGGAGAACAUUGCCAACUUUGGAGGGGAUCCAGGCUCUGUGACCAUCUUUGGAGAGUCAGCAGGAGCGGAAAGUGUGUCUGUUCUUGUUUUAUCUCCUCUGGCCAAGAAUCUUUUCCACCGGGCCAUCUCAGAGAGUGGUGUUGCCCUUAUUCCUGGCCUGGUCAAGAAGGACUCUAAGGCUGAAGCUAAGCAAAUUGCUGCCUUUGCUGGGUGCAAAACCAUCACCUCGGCUGUCCUUGUUCACUGCCUGCGCCAGAAGACGGAGGACGAGCUCUUGGAGGUAACACAGAAGAUGAACUUUUUCACUCUUGAUUUCUUGGGAGACCCAACAAAGACCUAUCCUUUCCUGCCCACCGUGGUUGACGGAGUGGUGCUGCCAAAGAUGCCAAAAGAGAUGCUGGCUGAAAAGAACUUCAACACUGUUCCCUACAUCAUCGGAAUCAACAAGCAAGAGUUUGGCUGGAUUAUUCCACUGCUCAUGGGCUUCCCACUCUCAGCAGGCAAGAUGGACCAGGAGAUGGCCACGUCACUCGUGUGGAAGUCCUACCCCAUCCUUAACAUCCCUGAGGAACUGGCUCCAGUGGCCACUGACAAGUAUUUAGGAGGGACACAAGACCCUGCCCAAAAGGAAGACCUGCUCCUGGACUUGAUUGGAGAUGGGUUGUUUUGUGUCCCAUCUGUGAACACAGCCCGUUACCACAGAGAUGCUGGAGUCCCGACCUACAUGUACGAGUUUCAGUAUCACCCAAGCUUCUCACCAGAGCUGAAACCCAAGACAGUGAUAGGGGACCACGGGGAUGAAGUCUUCUCUGUCUUCGGGAUUCCAGUUUUGCAAGAUGGUGCCUCAGAAGAAGAGAUCAAUCUCAGCAAGAUGAUGAUGAAAUUCUGGGCCAACUUUGCUCGGAAUGGGAACCCCAAUGGGAAGGGGCUUCCCCACUGGCCAGCGUAUGACCAGAAAGAAGGGUACCUUCAGAUUGGUGUCAACACUCGGGCAGCUGAGAAGCUAAAAAGUGAGAAAGUGGCUUUCUGGAACGAGCUUCUGUCCCAGGAGGCAGCAAAGAAGGUCCCACAAUCAAAACAUGUUGAGCUGUAAACGGGGGUUUCUCUAGAAGUGUUUGUGUGCUAAAGAGGCGUCUUAUUGUGGAGGCUGAGGAAUUAUCCAGUGGGAGUGGCAGAGGUCUGGGAGGGGGAGUUUCUGUUCCUGUGGCCUCAAUUUGGAAA